Uloborus diversus is the source of this 3235-nucleotide messenger RNA. RefSeq names its product nose resistant to fluoxetine protein 6-like. Lineage: Eukaryota; Metazoa; Arthropoda; Arachnida; Araneae; Uloboridae. The record is from RefSeq and is a predicted model, not a curated record. The coding region runs from base 1 to 1617 and encodes 538 amino acids. Gene Ontology annotation, molecular function: acyltransferase activity, transferring groups other than amino-acyl groups. The transcript has 12 exons.
AUGGAGGCCACCGGAACUGGGUUUGAAGCACAAGUGAUGCAUUGUGAACAAAAGGAAGAUAUUAUCUUAAGUGCUAGUGAUAUUGCUGUAAUAACUGUUUUAUGCAUCUUGGUGUCAUUAGGAAUUACAGCUACAAUAGUUGAUGUUUUUUCGGAGCUGACUUCUGAUAGUGAACGAAACAGCAAAGAUAAAAGUGUCCUGACCCAGUGUCUUCUGUGCUUUUCGUUCUAUACCAAUACGAAAAGACUGCUAAAAAAGGAUGAUUCAAAAGAUUCCAUCAAAAUCUUUCAUGGAAUGAAAGUGAUAACAGUGUUAUGGGUGAUACUUAACCAUUCCUACUAUUACACCAACAUACAAGUCGCUGGAAGUCUUAUAACUGUGACAGACUGGCGACAAAAAAUAGCAUUUCAACUCAUGGCAAAUGGAUUCCUCAACGUCGAAACGUUUUUCUUCAUUACGGCUGUUCUGAUCGCAUAUGGUGUUACAAGAAUGCCAGGAAAGCAAAUCAACAUUGGUUUAUAUAUUGUGAGAAGAAUAUGGAGGUUGACACCCCCAUUUAUGCUGGUAAUAGCAACAUCAUUUCUUGUCCCAUACUUUGGUUCCGGGCCGGUAUGGCACGAGACUGUUGUCGAAGGAAUAAUAAAUAAAUGCAAGAAAAACUGGUGGAAGAAUCUGUUGUAUUUUAAUAAUUUUGUCCCUGUGAAGGAAACGUGUUUUCCAUGGAUGUGGUAUUUGCCUGCCGACACUCAUUUGUAUAUAAUAGCAUUAGUUUUCCUUAUUCCUUUAAAGAGGAAUGUGAACCUCGCGUUCUUAAUGAACGGUGUACUCCUAGCUGCGGGGACUUGUGCAACCAUAUUCAAUAAUUAUUAUUAUCAACUUCAUCCCACGGCUAUCACGGCAUUCACUCAUCCUGAGGAUGGUAAUUAUUUUGCCGACUACGGAUACUUCAGAAGUUACCUUCAUCUCUCUACGUACUGCGUGGGUAUGACAGUUGGUUAUGUAAUUGCGACAAGAAAGAAAAUACAUAUACCAUUGGUGGUGAAUAUUUUGGGAUGGCUUGUAUCGUCUGUAGCAGCAUUGACUGUAUUGUACGGUGUUUAUGAAUGGAACCAAGGGAAUGUUCCGAGCUUGGUGGUAUCGACCUUGUAUACGUGCACAAAUAAAUUUGUUUGGUCUUUAGCAUUAGGAUGGGUUACUGUCGUCUGCAUGACUGGAAAUGGAGGCAUUGUGACCAGAAUUCUGAGUUGGCAAGCGUUUGUGCCGCUGAGCCGUUUGACAUACAUGGCCUACUUGGUGCAUCCUAUCAUUCAGUUUAUGUACGUAGGAAGUACAAGAGUGCUUAUACGAGCAGAUCACAGGACAUUCGUGUUUAUGUAUUUAGGAUAUGUGCUGACUGGAUUCAUGAGCGCUUUCGUAUUGAGUCUCCUCUUCGAAUCUCCAUUCAUGGCUCUGGAGAAGGUUUUUCUUGCUCCAAAGAAAAAAACCGACGAAAAAGAACUGCCAAAAAGUGUUGAGAGCACUCAGAAGCCAUGGAAGGCCAUUAAUCUCAACCACAAGAGCAGAGUUUAUUCUGUAUCUGGAAGCCAAAAUGCUGCGAUGGAAAACGGUGUUCACUGAGAAAUGGUUAAAGAAAUGAUAACGGGCUGUCUGUAAAUAAUGUCAUACUUUUCCCCAAUAAAUUUAUCCCUCCCCCCCGAUUUGUCCCAAAAGCUCCGUUCACAUGAACCAUUUCUAUCCUGGAAAAAACCUGCUUUAAACCGCAUUACAGAUAUUAUUUCCCGGGUAAAUGUAGAUCUUUCUUUUUUCUGCUUCCUACUGGAGUAAAUGCUGGAUUUUCUUACAUGCACUACGCAAAAUAAGUUUUUUUACUUGCAGGGUAUUGCCGCAAAGGAUGCUGGGUAAAAUAGCUUUAUCGGGUACAACCUUUUUUCACAUGUGAACAGUAAAUUUUCCAGUUUUUUUUUGGAGAGCUGGAACGAGAAUUUACGAAGCACAAAAGUCUCAUGUGAACGCGGCUAAAGAGUCACACUUUACCAUGCCCUUACUAUCCGCCUGUGACGUGUCGUGCUGUUUUUGUAAACAUACUGUUGUAAAACAAUUGUGAUGUCACACUUCUUAUUUCUCUCUCCAUCUCUAAUUAACUUUCAAACUACCAUUUCAAGCACGAUUUGGCAUUGUAUAAAAAUAGAUAAAGUGAUUUACCCCCAAUUACAAUCUGCAUUUUUUUUAAAUGCAUAACGUUAAAAUCUCUUAUUUUGUAAUUUUAUCUCCAGAAUCACGAAAGCCUUAAUAAGCACGAAAGCCAGAUUAUUUGAGGUUCACAAUGCGAUUUUGUCUCCCAAAUACUACUGAAACUGAAUCCGCAAAUUAUGGUAUAGACAACAUUUCGACGGACAGAAUUGAUUUCCUGUGUUUAUGAGCUUAAAUUAUAAAAGAUAAGAUAAAUUAUUAUUCAUUACCGAAAACUGAAAUUGCUUUAGAAAUUUAGUGUCAACGUUUACAUUGUGUUUUGCCUUACGUAUACUUACUUGACAAUAUAAUACCAGCAUUAGUUUGAGAAAAAGUAACAAUUUGGUGCAUUUAAAAUUUUUGCCUACACUGCGUAGCUUUUCUUCAUGCUAAUGUAAUCUAGUUCGUCAACUGCCAUGGAACGUAAUUUUUUCUUACUUUUUUUAAAUCUUUAACUUCAAUUCAUUUCAUGUAUAAGAUAAAAACCAUUACUUACAUUUUCAUUUCAGCAAACCGCAUUUUCAUUAUGUAAAUAAUAUUUUUCAUUUCUGAAAUUGGGUUGAAGGAAUUUAUGUUUAUGUUACCUUCAUUAGGAGUGUAUCAGGGAAACAUUUUUUUUCUCGUUUCAUUAUGUAAUUGAACUAAAUUUGAUUCAUGUUGGGCUUAUUUUUUUCAUUAGAAUUUGGAUGGAGGGUUUUUAAAUUUUUUUCACUGGAUUUAGUUUUUGAAUCUAAACUAAAAAUUGGAGAAAUAUAUUGCAGUUGGGAUAAUUGUUUUGUAACAUUUUUUAAUUGAAGUUUAAGUUCAUUGAUUUUCAUACUCUUAUAAUUUAAUAAAGUUUGGUUUAAGAAAUUUUCAUUUUUGUUUCAAAUGGUGUUGUGUAGAGUUAGAAAUGAUGUUAGACUAACUUUAAAAAACUUAUCUGUGUUAAACAUGUUCGUUAUUUUUGAAUCUGUAUUUAAGAUGUAUGUUUUGUCAUUAUUUCUGUGGUAUUUAUAAUUUAUUU